AAGAGCCUCGUGUUGUUCGCCUUCAUUCCGCUGCUCGCGUUCACCUUGAGAGUGCAGACGGGUAUUUUGGGGAAAACUGUUUUAACAAUGCCGGACUGGAUCCGAACUUUUAAGAUUGCUGGUCCAAAUGAAUGACUGUACGCCAUGGAGACCGCGCGAGAAGAAAGCGCGCGGGGGAGCGAUGAUGAUGCGGCCCAAGAAGACACCACAAGUGUAGCUGAUGUGUCCGUGGAAGUGGCUACGGUGGACGCAACUCUUAAUAAACUAUGCAGAAGAUACAACGGACGCAGGAGAAGAGCAAAAAAGAUAAAGAAGAAAAAUCCGAUACUGGAUCUACAGAAUCUGGCCAUUCUCAUCACAGUGGUGGUGUUUGUCAUUGUGGUGAUAAUGUGGUCGCUUCUGUGGGUUUUUAUAUUCCGGAGAGAGAGCAACAGUGGUGUGUAUUUUGCUGGUAUGUUCCGUGUUGCCAACGUGGAGUUUAUACCAGAGUACCGGCACGCUGACUCCAGUGAGUUUGUGUCCAUGGCAAACCGCAUUCAACAUGUGAUAACCAGCGUAUACCGAACAUCUUCAGUGUCCAGACUCUACAAACAAACCGUCAUCUCUGAUCUGAGUAAUAACAAUCAAGGUGGUGUACUGGUGCAUUUCUGGAUGAUCUUCGUGGUGCCGCAUCUGAAGACUCCAUCAGUGUGUGAGGACUGUGUGAGUGCCAUCCUCAAAGACUCUGUGCACAUGAGUCUGCAGAACCGCUCUUCAGUGGGCUUCCUGCAGGGCCUUCCUGUGGACAUCGACUCCAUUCUUGUUAAUGUUGCUUUGCGCUCAGAUUACUCAUCAACAGCUGUGGGCUCUCAGUGUGUGGAUAAGCUGUACGCAGGGGUCCCUGACGUGAGUAUUCCCCUCAAUGUGUUCUCUUCAUGGGGAGGCUUGAGCUGCUACAUCAAACUGACAAGUGCUCCAGGCUCUGUCAUCCGUCUCACUGUGAAGAGCUUUCGUAUUGACCCUAGUGACUGCGUCUAUGAUGCCCUCACCGUGUAUGACUCUCUGCUUCCCAUGAGAGGCAUGAUUCUUUACAGGGUUUGUGAAUCAGUGUCAGCCCCGAUCUCAUUGGUCUCCACCUCCAAUGUCAUGCUGCUCUCCUUCAGACUCACCCAAGGCAAUAAGAUCUUCCGAGGACACUUCCAGGCUCUCAUGGAAGAGCAGUGUAUGAAUACGAUAGCAUUACCCGCUGGCCCAGGUGAUGCUGGAGUAAUAACCAGUCCGUUCUUCCCCAGCCUGUUGCCCCGUCAGUGCUCCUGCACCUGGAUGUUUCAGAUGCCCAGCGGUGCUCUUGGUGUGGCUCUCAGGUUCCAGAACUACAUGCUAAAACUAAAAGACUUGCAAAACUGUGAACACGGCUGGUGGAAAAUCAAUGAGAUUAUAUACUGUGGAAAUUACAUUGACUAUUCAACCGUCUUCCGUAUUCCUGCGCAAAACCCUGAAGUGGUUUUCCGCUGCAGCUCACGAAGUGCUGACCAGUCCUUCAAUGCCACUUACAGCAGCUACAACACCAGCCAACCAUGUCCAGAGGGUCACUUCCUGUGCUCCACAGGUCUGUGUGUGGAGAAGUUCAGGCGCUGUGAUGGACUGGAUGACUGUCAGGAUGAAAGCGAUGAGAUGUUUUGUUCGAAACCUCCUAAAAUCUGUGGAGGUUUAUCCCCUUUGCACCCAUUAUACAUCUGUAAUGGAGAGACGGACUGUUCCAGUGGUAAAGAUGAGAUCAACUGUACUCAGGAGACUAGCUGUUCUGGAGUCAGUUACCAAUGUGGCAAUGGAGCCUGCAUUCUUAAGAAAAACGCUAAAUGUGACGGCUUACAUGACUGCUAUGACCGCAGUGAUGAGAAGGACUGUGCCUGUGGCAAUCCCACCGCUUCAAAGCGUGUUUCUGACAGUGCCGCCACACAGCAGCGUAUUGUGGGCGGGAUCAAUGCGAUGGAGGGGGAGUGGCCAUGGCAGGUCAGCAUGCAUUUUUCUGGUCAGAUGUACUGCGGAGCAUCUGUCCUAUCUGAUGAGUGGCUUCUUUCAGCAGCGCACUGUUUCAGCAAAGAAAGGUUGGCAGAUCCACGUAUGUGGAUGGCUCAUCUAGGCAUGCUAAACCAGGGCAGUGCCAAGCAUGUGGCCGAGAUCCGUCGAUUCGUUGUGCAUGAAUACUACAAUGCGAGAAAUUUUGACUAUGACAUCGCCCUUGUGCAGUUGAAGAAGGCCUGGCCCAGCAGUUUGGAAAAAUAUAUCCAGCCUAUCUGUCUGCCGGCCCCUUCACAGACAUUCACUGAGGGACACCGCUGUUGGGUCACCGGCUGGGGCUACCGUUCUGAGCAGGAUAAGAUUCUACCCACUGUAUUGCAGAAGGCAGAAGUUAGCAUUAUAAGCCAGAGUGAAUGCAAGAGAAGCUAUGGCGCUGUAUCACCCCGCAUGCUGUGUGCUGGUGUGCCCUCAGGAGAGCAGGAUGCCUGCCGGGGAGACUCAGGUGGUCCUCUGUCCUGUCAAGCCCACUCAGGCGGCCGCUGGUUUCUGACAGGUGUUGUGAGCUGGGGUUCCGGCUGUGGCAGACCCAACUUUCCCGGAGUUUACACAAGAGUGGCCAAGUUCGUCGACUGGAUCCAAAGACAUAUUCAAAACUUGUGAAAUGCACAGCCAAUAAAUCCACCUUACAAUGAAUUAUGUAUUUCAUACACUCGAAACAAGCCAUUGUCAUCUCAACUGUUCCACAGCAAAUAGGCUAUGUGUUACUUAAUGGUCUGUCAAUCAUGUAACACCAUUAUAAUACAUUUGUCUUGAAUAAUACAUUACUUGUAGUCUUUUUUUCAGCAAUUACAAAU
Carassius auratus (goldfish) is the source of this 2855-nucleotide messenger RNA. RefSeq names its product transmembrane protease serine 7-like. Gene Ontology annotation, molecular function: serine-type endopeptidase activity; protein binding. The transcript has 18 exons. The coding region runs from base 145 to 2661 and encodes 838 amino acids. Gene Ontology annotation, biological process: proteolysis. Lineage: Eukaryota; Metazoa; Chordata; Actinopteri; Cypriniformes; Cyprinidae. The record is from RefSeq and is a predicted model, not a curated record.